Castor canadensis (American beaver) is the source of this 1344-nucleotide messenger RNA. RefSeq names its product protein phosphatase, Mg2+/Mn2+ dependent 1L (gene Ppm1l). The record is from RefSeq and is a predicted model, not a curated record. Gene Ontology annotation, biological process: protein dephosphorylation. Lineage: Eukaryota; Metazoa; Chordata; Mammalia; Rodentia; Castoridae. Gene Ontology annotation, molecular function: cation binding; protein serine/threonine phosphatase activity.
CCGCGAGGUGCUGGGGAGAGGCAGGCAGAGCCGGGCCGGCUGCCUGCGGCUCAGCUCCGAUCGUGCGGUGACGCUGGGCUCGGCGUCUCUCUGCCUCUGCCCUGGCUCCCGCAAAACUUUUAUUCUCCUGGGCCCCCCGAGGUGUGUGAAGGAAUCGGAGCGCUCGGCUGUCUCCGCGCUCCCUUGGAGCGGCGACCGAGGGGACGUGCUUCCCUUGCCCGCCGGGCUCUCUAGCCCUGCGCCUCCUCACCUGCCGAUUGCUCCCCGGAGCCGUGAGGGGGCACCCCAGGAGGGACCGCGCGGGCGCCGGCUCCCCGAACUCCCCCGCUCACCGCGGAGGACCCGCCGGGCACAACUUUAACUUCAUUCCUCUCGUCCAACCGGGCACCCGCGACUGCUUGCUGUCGCCUUCGCUCCUGCACCGUCGCCGCCGUUGCUGUCUCACAAAGAGCGCAAGGCGGGGAGGCGGCGCAGGCGGUAGGCACGGGCCUCGGGCCACCCAGGCGGGGAGACAAAAGGGAAACUGCCUUGGCUCUCGGUCCCCAUUUGGAACAGCCUGCUCGCUCGUCUACUGCCCGGCUUCGCGCUACUCCUACCCGCACCCUCGGCUGCUGUUCCGCCUUCCUCCUCGCGGGCCGUCCCCGCAGUGCUCUGGACCCGGCGAGCCUUCGGGGCGCGCGUCGCUGUUGGUGGUUGGGGCUCUAGUGAUAAUAAAUGAUAGAGGAUACAAUGACUUUGCUGUCUCUGCUGGGUCGCAUCAUGCGCUACUUCUUGCUGAGACCCGAGACACUGUUCCUGCUGUGCAUCAGCUUGGCGCUGUGGAGUUACUUCUUCCACACCGACGAAGUGAAGACCAUCGUUAAGUCCAGCCGGGACGCGGUGAAGAUGGUAAAGGGCAAGGUGGCCGAGAUCAUGCAGAACGAUCGACUUGGAGGGCUUGACGUGCUGGAUGCCGAGUUUUCCAAGACCUGGGAGUUCAAGAGUCACAACGUGGCCGUGUACUCCAUCCAGGGCCGAAGAGACCACAUGGAGGACCGCUUCGAAGUUCUUACUGAUUUGGCCAACAAGACGCACCCGUCCAUCUUCGGGAUCUUCGAUGGGCACGGCGGCGAGACCGCAGCUGAAUAUGUAAAAUCUCGACUCCCAGAAGCCCUUAAACAGCAUCUUCAAGACUAUGAAAAGGACAAAGAAAAUAGUGUGUUGUCUUACCAGACCAUCCUUGAACAGCAGAUUCUGUCAAUUGAUCGAGAAAUGCUUGAAAAAUUGACCGUAUCCUAUGAUGAAGCAGGUAUGUUUGUUUUCAAUACACACACACAGUUUUUUCCCUGCAAAAUUUCUUUAUAG